AUGGAAUUAUUUGCUAAAUAUAGAAUAGUCGAACAAACAGCAGAAAUAUUUAAUCAGCGACAUGAGAACAGUAACGUGCAUCGAAAAUAUGUUCUAGAACCUGUAGCUAAAUUUCGGGAAACUGGUACCCGCAAAUUGGAGACUGUGUGUGGUGUUAGUCGACAUACUGUCCAACGGAUUCUAAAGGCCCAUAACGCCAUAGAUCCUGCAUUAACAGCCAUAAUUGAAAAUCAGAAUGAUCGGCGGUACAUUGCGAAUAGGUUGAUGUUCCAACAGGAUGAUCGAUGGACUGAUAGAAGAGGUGCGAUUGAAUGGCCCCCAAGAUCGCCAGAUUUAUCACCUUUGGAUUUCUUUAUGUGGGGUCAUUUAAAAAGCAAAAUCUAUGCUACUCAGCCAACAUCAUUAGAAGACCUGCGACAAAGAAUUGUGAAUGAGUGCCUUCAAAUUACUCCUCAAAUAUUGCAAAAUGUGCGGCAACGCUUUGAGCAAAAUCUUUAUUAUUGCAUGGAGAUAAUCACAUGGUGA
Messenger RNA from Acanthoscelides obtectus, 525 nucleotides. Lineage: Eukaryota; Metazoa; Arthropoda; Insecta; Coleoptera; Chrysomelidae. The record is from the annotation of a GenBank genome assembly.